GCUGGCAGCCACGAUGGUUUAUUCUUGACUAUGGUGUAAUGUCUUAUUACAGAUCUCAAGAUGAUGUUCAUUUAGGAUCUCGUGGAGCAGUGAAAAUGUCAUGCUGUGAGAUACUCAUAAAUGCUUCUGACCAACUUCGAAUAGAUCUAAAAAUUCCACCAGAGAAUUUUAUUUAUUUAAAGGCUUCUACACCAGCAGAAAGACAGAAAUGGAUUGUUGCAUUAGGAACUGCAAAAGCAUGUAUUAUUAGUUCUAAUUUGGAAGAACAAAACCAACAAACCCAUUCAAUGACUUUUUUGAAAGACAAGAUGAAAGAGCUAUUAUUGUGCCGAGGUAUUAUGCUUGAGCAAAUUGGCACAAUUAAAGCUAGUAGUCACACUACUGAAAAUAAAAAAAUUAUUGAAGCUGUGACAUUAUUAUCAGCAACAUGUGACACAUUUGCAUCAAACUUGGAUGAUAUCAUGGAAAUAGUUGAAGAUAAUUUAAAUUUGUUUUCGGAUUAUCCUAUUUCAACCACUAAACUCACCAAGCCCUCUAAAGAACUGGUUAACAGUUACAGAUCUCUACGCUCUUCUUCUAGUUUAUCUUCCAACUCAGGCUCUUAUGCAGAAUCAGGAUCACAUUCUUCAAAAGUAUCUUUGGUAUCUUAUCCCAAAGCACAAGACUCUAAUAGUUAUUUUGAACCGCUCUUGCCUAAUGAUUCAUCAUUUAAUGUUGACACUGCUCAUUACAACACACCUGAUGACCCAGAUAGAAAUUUAAAUCUAACAGAUUCAUCUGUUUCAUCUGCUUCAUCUUGUACCAGCUCUGUUAAAUCCGAUAUACCUAAUGCUUUAUUGAAAAAUGAUGUUACAACACCAGAAAGUGAUCAAGUACCCAUAGUUCCGCUACCAAUUGCAAGGAAAUCAAUAUUUGGAAAAGCACCUGCGAAGUUUGAAGAUGUUCAAAUUGGACACCAUGGUCUCAUACCUACAAAAUCAUUUCUCGAAGCAUGCAGAUGUAUUCUUCCAGUUUUUGAUAAGUUGGGCGCAACAACAUUUGCUCCUGUUAAAAUGGAUAUUCAAGGAAAUAUAAAGAAAAUAGACGCAAAAUAUUAUACUGAUACUGCAGCAUUUGAGUAUUUGCAGAACAUUGUUUUCCAAGAAAUUAAUAGCAACGAACAUAAUGCACGAAAUUCUGCAACUGAUGCCUUACUCUGGUUAAAAAGAGCUUUGGAAUUUGUCUGUAUUUUUCUUGCUGAAGUAUUACAUGGUGAAAGAGAUUUGGUAGCAGCAGCAGGGACUGCAUACUCUAAAUCAUUAAAAAAAUAUCAUGGAUGGAUGGUUAGAGGAGUUUUUGCUUUGGCAUUAAAAGCAUGUCCAUAUUAUGAUGAUUUCAUUGCAUCGUUAUCAACAAAUGAUGAAGUAUCUACAAAGGAAGAGGUUUUACAAGAAAUGUCGCAUUGUGUUGAAGCUCUUACUAGGAUUGUCUCUAAACUCAAUCAUUACUACAAAAAAAAUAAACUGGAUAUUGACAUCAUUGUAUAAGAAUUCAAUGACAAUCAAAGUUUCAAGAAAUGUCAAAAAAUGUUGUAAUAUGUUUGCUAAGAUACGUAUGCUGCAAUAAGUUGUUGAAAUGUAUGUUGUAAAAAGAUAUGUAUGUUGCGAUAAGUUGAUGAAAAGACACACACAGCAUGUGUGCAAGUUGAAUAAUGUAGUAAUACUAAAAAAAUAUUAGAUAACUUGUUAUAAUAAAAAUUUUAUUUGUAAUUGUAGUACUUUCAAUUUUAAAUUUUUAUUGUACUAAGUUUUUUGAUAUUAUUAUGCUUGUGUGCUUGCAUAAGUUUUACGUAUGUAAGCAUUGUAUAUGCUUACAUACUUGUUUGUAUGCUUGCUUAAGAUAAUGUUAAAAGUAUGGAUUUAUAUUUAUUA
Hydra vulgaris (swiftwater hydra) is the source of this 1910-nucleotide messenger RNA. The record is from RefSeq and is a predicted model, not a curated record. Lineage: Eukaryota; Metazoa; Cnidaria; Hydrozoa; Anthoathecata; Hydridae.